Messenger RNA from Penicillium pulvis, 2676 nucleotides. Its product is annotated as Hid1 family protein. Lineage: Eukaryota; Fungi; Ascomycota; Eurotiomycetes; Eurotiales; Aspergillaceae. The transcript has 8 exons. Gene Ontology annotation, cellular component: membrane; Golgi medial cisterna; Golgi trans cisterna. The record is from RefSeq and is a predicted model, not a curated record. The coding region runs from base 1 to 2676 and encodes 891 amino acids.
AUGGGAGCCUCGGAGUCGAAGCUUGUGUUCAAGCAGGGCAUCUUCCGCUUAUCCGAGGAGAAGGAGAUCCCCGCAGACGACCCUUACUGGACGAGAUUCUGGGAACUCCCCGAAUCUACAGAAGACGUCUUCAGCUUGUUCACACCUGCUGAUAUUCGACGAACGCGCGACCAUGCCUUAUCAAACUUCGAAACGCUGAUACUCUCGGUCUCUUCGCGGCUUAUUGUCCUGAAAAAUCACCCUUCGUUCCCAGACCCCGAUCUCGCCCCCGAUCGCGAUGUGCUCAACUGUAUUCGCAUCCUCACCCGGCUCCUGCCAUUUGUCUACGAAGCCGAGCAUUUAGAAGACUGGGAAGAGAAGUUCUUUUGGGCGCGUCGCAGAAGAAAGACUAGACAGUCUCAGAUUGCAGGCGAAGUGCUCUUUGACGAUGCGCAGCCGGAGGAUCAGCAAGACGGGCCCUCACCCCACGGGGAGGAAUAUGAAGACGUGAAGCCUCUUGCGGAGGAGUUGAUCGAUACGCUGCUGGACUUGCUCUUUUUCGCCGACUUCACGAUUCCAGUGCUUCCAACCGCCAAAAGCAAGAUCUCAUACUCGAUAUGGCAAAGUGGUGUCGGAUGCAACACAUCUAUGGGAUCCAACAAAACUCUUGAAAGCAACCGAUGCGAGAUUCUGCGGCUACUGUUGACGAUGACCGGAAAGGCAAUGUACUUGCCGUCCAGUACGCUUCCCGUACAAGGUGUGCGGGCCAUCACAUACAUCACCACUUGCCAGGACAAGCAGGCUGUUUUGACCACAUUAUGCUCUCUUUUGAACACGGCUAUGAAAUAUAACCCUGCAUCAUGGAGGGUUCCAUAUGACCACGUGGUAUGGAAAGAUCCUAAGCAGAUACUUGUCAUCUACUGCUUACAGCUUCUUCUUGUUCUCCUCCUCUACCCCAUUCCGGAGGAUGGUCGUGGUACUCCUCCAAAGAAUUACUAUCGCCACUAUUUUGGUAGGCUACAUAGGCCCCAGGACUUCCAGUUCCUCGUGGAUGGCAUGACCAGAAUUUUGAACCAGCCCAUGCAGUCUACAAGUUCUUAUCUCCCGGGAAGCCAAAGAACGGUGAAAUGGGCACCAGAGAUCUUGAUUCUGUUCUGGGAGACCUUGCAGUGCAACAAGCGUUUCAGGUCAUUUAUCAUCGAUUCCAAUCGCUCGCAUGAUUUCAUGAUCCUUUGCAUAUUCUAUGCAAUGGAAUACAGAGCGGAUGCGUCUAAGCAAGGAGUGGUUCGGAUGUGUGUUUUCAUUCUGCAAACGAUGAGUGCAGAGCCGACUUUCGGCAAAAGUCUUAAUAUCAGUUUUGAGGCACAGGAAACCCUGCCACUGUCUAUUCGACAGCAGAAAUUCCGAGGCUCUUAUGCUGAUUAUCUCAUUAUGUCAAUCCAUACGUUGAUGACAACCAGCAAAGGAAACCUCGACACGGUCUACCCCGCCCUCAUGGUCAUCCUGAAUAACGUCGCCCCUUAUAUACAGCAUAUCUCUGCCGUGACCUGUCCCAAAAUCAUCCAACUAUUCUCUUCUAUGUCUGCGCCUAGCUUUUUGUUGGCGAACGAGACAAACCAUACUCUUCUUGCAUCAUUGCUUGACUUCAUCAAUGCUAUUCUCGAGCAUAACUUUACCGAAAACCGGUAUCUCGUUUACGCGAUUUUGAAGUACAAGCAACGAUUUGAAGCAAUUCGAGCUUUCACGCUCGAGAGCGGCCAACAAGAGAUUGAACGACAGAGAGAGAAAAGGAAAGCCAGAGAAACCCCAGCCGACAUAAUCAGUAGUCCCUCGCUUUCUCAUUCCGAGGAGGACCUGCACACCCCUUCGGGUGCUCGUUCGCCUUUGACUCGGAUUCCUGAAGAAAACAGUGCAUUCGCAAUUGGCGAUGACGAUUCGGACGAUGACGGAGAAGACACUCCGUCCCAGUCUUCACCCUCUGCCCAAACUUCUCGCAGACCUUCUUUUGCUUCGACUACCGACGAGAAUGGCUCACAGUUGCGAGGCAUGUCCGAGAAGGCACGCGGUAAGAUGCCCGCCGGUCGCCCGUCCUUCUCUCGCCAGAAUAGCAUGACCAGCCAAACAAGCAUGUCUGCUCUAUUCAUUGCCUCAUCGACUGGCUUUACACCAACUGUUUCCUGGCUCGAAUCCUGGCUUCCUGAGUUACCUCUGCAUACAAUUCUCACCAUCAUUUCCGCCAUUGCACCUCACAUUCCGGAGGCUGCUUUACAGACUACUGCAAGUCCCGAGGCUCGUACUCUGAUUAGCAAUCUUCCAUCUUUUGCCGAGGAGCCGCAGGUCAAGAGCAUCAUUUCAGAGCCGACCCCGGUCCGUGCUCAGGCAUUUGAGUGGACCGCUCUCUCCAUGGGCUGGUAUGAGUCGCUCCUCUGGGGUUUCAUCUUCUCUAGCGAGAUGGUAGUUGGCUCCGCUGCGGGUGCGACCCCGGGUACCGUCGGUGUUUGGAAUAGUACCGCAAUUCGUCUGUUUAGAGUUCAAGAGGCUGCUGCUCAAGGGCCGACUCUUUUAGCUCCGAAGGGUGCCGUGGAUGCAGUUGGUAGCAACUUGGUGCAGCGAAUUGGAAACCUCAGCCUGCGCGGGCGUAACUCAACAUCCCAGGAACCUGCCACUGGUCAAGCCCCGAGUGUGAGGGAAGUUUAG